AUGAGGGGGGUCAGUGUGUGGGGGAUGAGGGGGGUCAGUGUGGGGGGAGUGGGGGAUGAGGGGGGUCAGUGUGGGGGGGAGUGGGGGAUGAGGGGGGUCAGUGUGGGGGGAGUGGGGGUGUGGGGGGAGUGGGGGAUGAGGGGGGUCAGUGUGGGGGGAGGGGGGUCAGUGUGGGGGGAGUGGGGGAUGAGGGGGGUCAGUGUGGGGGGAGUGGGGGAUGAGGGGGGUCAGUGUGGGGGGGAGUGGGGGGUGAUGGGGGUCAGUGUGGGGGGAGUGGGGGAUGAGGGGGGUCAGUGUGGGGGGAGUGGGGGUUGA
Molecule: messenger RNA, 315 nt
Organism: Knipowitschia caucasica
Lineage: Eukaryota; Metazoa; Chordata; Actinopteri; Gobiiformes; Gobiidae
Source: the annotation of a GenBank genome assembly